CCGGGCGAAGUGCGCCUUAGUAGGGGAAGAUGGCGACGUUGAUCCUCCCUACUGAUUGGAUCAAAAAUUGGGAAAAAUCGGGAAAAAAUGAAUUUUUGCAGCUGUGUCAGGACCUGGCUGGGAAGCCAGAAGAUGACGAUAAAGAGCUCCAGACAGCUUUGUACGAGCUCUCCUUGCACGUGGUCCAGGGCACGCUCAAGGUCGACGUGGCCGCCAGUAUUCUUGGGGAUGUCAUGGAAUUGCGAGACGAUAUGGCCUCCAUUUUAGCAGAUGUCUUCGGUGUAUUAGACAUCGAGACGAGCUGCACGGAGGAGAAGAACAAGCGAGAGAACUUCACCUCGCUGGUGGGCGCCUGUCUGUUUUGUGUGCCUGACGCCAUCCUUAAAGAGAGGCUGGAUCCCGAGACGUUGGAGUCCCUCGGCCUCAUCAAACAGGCCCAGCAGUUCAACCAGAAGAUUGUCAAAAUCAAGACCAAGCUAUUCUACAAACAGCAGAAGUUUAAUUUGUUGCGGGAGGAGAACGAGGGCUACGCCAAGCUGAUCACGGAGCUGGGCCAGGACCUGUCAGGCAACAUCACCAGCCACCUCGUCCUGGAGAACAUCAAGUCUUUAAUAGGAUGCUUCAAUCUGGACCCCAACCGCGUGCUGGACAUCAUCCUGGAGGUGUACGAGUGCCGCUCGGACCAGGACGAGUUCUUCGUGGCGCUCAUCAAGUCCUACAUGUGCGAGCACCAGACCCUCUGCCACAUCCUCGGCUUCAAGUUCAAAUUCCACCAGGAGCCUAAUGGGGAGACGCCCUCCUCCCUCUACCAUGUUGCUGCUGCCCUCCUCCAGCAUAACCUCAUCGCCCUGGAGGACCUCUAUGUGCACCUGGUGCCGGCGGACUCCAGCAUCGUGGAGGAGCACAAGCGCGAGAUCCUGGAGGCCAAGCAGAUCGCCCGCAAGCUCACCAUGGUGGUGCUGCCGUCGGAGAAGAACGACGACAAGGAGAAGGAGAAGGACAAAGAGGAGGAGAAGAACGAGAAGCCGCCCAACAACCAGAAGCUGGGUCUGCUGGAGGCGUUGCUGAGCAUCGGCGACUGGCAGCAUGCGCAGAGCAUCAUGGAGCAGAUGCCCGCCUUCUACGCCACGUCGCACCGCGCCAUCGCCCUCGCCCUGUGCCAGCUGCUGCACAUCCUCAUCGAGCCGCUCUACCGCAGGGCGGCGGUGCCCAAAGGUGCCAAAGGACGUCAGCUGAAGGCGCUGCAGAGCAGCCAGGCUCCGCGGCCGGUGGACACCUUCGAGGGCCUGUCCCGUGACGUCAUCACCAUGCUGGGCUACCUGGGCCCGCACCUGUCCCACGACGCCGUCCUCUUCGCCAAGAUCGUCCGCCUGGGCAAGAGCUUCAUGAAGGAGUAUCAGACAGUAGACAGCAGACCGGAUUCCAAGGAGGAGAUGGACUCCAUGUUGAGUUGUUUCCUCAGUAUCUCUGACCAGGUGCUGCUGCCCUCUCUAACCCUCAUGGAUUGCAACGCCUGCAUGUCUGAGGAGCUCUGGGGCUUCUUCAAGCUCUUCCCAUACCAGCACAGGUACCGGUUGUACGGCCAGUGGAAGAACGAGACGUACGGCAGCCACCCUCUGCUGGUGAAGGUGAAGGCCCAGACGGUGGACCGGGCCAAGUACAUCAUGAAACGCUUAACGAAGGAGAAUGUGAAGCCGUCUGGGAGGCAGAUUGGCAAACUGAGCCACAGUAACCCCACCAUCCUCUUUGAUUAUAUCCUGUCACAGAUCCAGUGGUACGACAACCUCAUCACGCCGGUGGUGGACUCACUCAAGUACCUCACCUCACUCAACUACGACGUGCUAGCCUACUGCAUUAUCGAAGCGCUGGCCAAUCCGGAGAAAGAGAAGAUGAAGCACGACGACACAACCAUCUCAUCCUGGCUUCAGAGUCUGGCCAGUCUCUGCGGAGCAGUAUUCAGGAAGUACCCCAUCGAACUAGCUGGCCUUUUGCAAUAUGUCACCAACCAGCUCAAGGCGGGGAAGAGUUUCGACCUGUUGAUCCUGAAAGAGGUGGUUCAGAAGAUGGCAGGGAUCGAGAUCACAGAUGAGAUGACUCAGGAGCAACUGGAAGCCAUGACUGGAGGAGAGCAGCUCAAAGCUGAGGGCGGAUACUUUGGUCAGAUCCGGAACACGAAGAAGUCAUCCCAGCGUCUGAAGGACGCUCUACUGGAGCAUGAGCUGGCGCUGCCCCUGUGCUUGCUGAUGGCACAGCAGCGUAACGGCGUGGUCUUCUCCGAGGGCGGCGAGAAGCACCUCAAGCUGGUGGGCAAGCUCUACGACCAGUGCCACGACACGCUGGUGCAGUUUGGCGGCUUCCUGGCGUCCAACCUAAGCACGGAGGACUACAUCAAGCGCGUGCCGUCCGUGGACAUCCUCUGCAACGCGUUCCACACGCCACAUGACGCCGCCUUCUUCCUGUCCCGCCCCAUGUACGCCCACCAGAUCCUGUCCAAGUACGACGAGCUGAAGAAGGCGGACAAGGCGAGCCGGCAGCAGCAGCAGAAGGUGCACAAGUACGUGCAGGCGUGCGAGCUGGUGAUGGCGCCGGUGCACGAGGCCGUGGUGUCCCUGCACCCCGCCAAGGUGUGGGACGACCUGCGGCCGCAGUUCUACGCCACCUUCUGGUCGCUCACCAUGUACGACCUGGCCGUGCCGCACACCGCCUACGAGCGCGAGUGCAACAAGCUCAAGGCCCAGAUGAAGGCCAUCGAGGAGAACACGGAGAUGCCUCCGAACAAGAAGAAGAAGGAGACGGAGCGCUGCACGGCGCUGCAGGACAAGCUGCUGGAGGAGGAGAAGAAGCAGCUGGAGCACGUCCAGCGCGUGCUGCACCGGCUCAAGCUGGAGAAGGACAACUGGUUGCUGGCCAAAUCCACCAAGAAUGAGACCAUCACCAAGUUCCUGCAGCUCUGCCUGUUCCCGCGCUGUGUCUUCUCCGCCAUUGAUGCCGUCUACUGCGCCCGCUUCGUGGAGCUGGUGCACCAGCAGAAGGCCCCCAACUUCUGCACCCUGCUCUGCUACGACCGAGUGUUCUCUGACAUCAUCUACACGGUGGCGAGCUGUACGGAGAACGAGUCUCGGCGCUACGGGCGCUUCCUGUGCUGCAUGUUGGAGACGGUGACGCGCUGGCACAGCGACCGCACCAUCUACGAGAAGGAAUGCGGGAACUACCCGGGCUUCGUCACCAUCUUCCGUGCCAGCGGCUUCGACGGCGGGAACAAGGCCGACCAGCUGGACUACGAGAACUUCCGCCACGUCGUCCACAAGUGGCACUACAAGCUCACCAAAGCGUCGGUGCACUGUCUGGAGACGGGCGAGUACACCCACAUCCGCAACAUCCUGAUCGUGCUGACCAAGAUCCUGCCCUUCUACCCCAAAGUGCUGAACCUGGGCCAGGCGCUGGAGUGCCGCGUGCUCAAGAUCUGCCAGGAGGAGAAGGAGAAGAGGCCCGACCUCUAUGCCUUAGCCAUGGGUUACUCAGGGCAGUUGAAAGGCAGGAAGGUGCACAUGGUGCCCGAGAACGAGUUCCACCACAAGGAGGCUCCGCCCACGCGCAGCGCCACCCCCGCCAGCCUGCAGAACGGCCCCGCCAGCUCCGCCAAGGCGCCCACCGCCACCUCCGCCACCGGCAAGGCCGACGAGGGCAACGGAGACGACGCGGAGAAAUCGAAGGACAAGUCUCAGACGGCUAAGACGGGCAGCAAGAGCACCAGCGCAGCCUCCAAAGCCAGCAGCAGCAGCAACGGCAACAGCACCCCAAACAGCACGAAAUCCAGCAAGGAGAAGGAGGAGAAGGGCAGCAAGGACAAGAAGGAGAAGAAGGACAAGGCCCCGGGCAGCACCCCCGACUCCAAGGCCGGCGGCAAGGACAAGCAGCAGCCCAAGGACGAGCGCUCCACCCGGGACAGCAGCGGCGGAGACAAGGGCCAGGACGGCCGCGAGAAGACGCCCAAGACGGCCGAGCGGGACAAGCGGAGCAAGGAGGAGAAGCUGCCCAAGGACGAGAAGAGCAAAGACGGCGGCGGCAGCGGCGGCAAAGAGGAGCGCGACGCCAAGGAGAGCAAGAGCCGGGACAGCAGCGGCGGCAGCAGCAGCAAGGGGGACAAGAGCGGCGCCGGCGGCCAGCUCAAGUCCCCCGUACCCCGCUCCGACGGAGCCGACUCUGAGCGGGAGCAAAAGAGACGAAAGCUCGACACCCACUCUUCGCCAUCCCACUCCUCCACUGUUAAGGACAGUCUCAACGACUUCAAGGAGUCCGCCUCAAAGCACUAUGGAAACCACAACACGUUGUCCAAAAGCAAAGAGAGGGAGAUGGAGAAGAAAGAGUGUGAGAAGGCCCGCGACCGCUCCAAGGAGAGGGAGAAGAGAGAGGACCGGAAGGACCGCAAGCGAGACCACUCCAACAACGAGCGCGAGAUGAGCCAGGAGAUGAAGCGCCGCAAAGAUGAAAAUGGAACCAACUCCUCCAAGCACAGCAAGAGCGCCAGCCCCUCCGACUCGCCCCGCUCGGCCGACAAGGACAAGAGCAAGAGCUCCAAGUCCAACAGCAAGGAGAAGAGUGACCUGGCCAAAGCUGAGAAGACCUCAGGGGGGAAAAAGGAAUCCAGACACGACAAGGAGAAGUCUGAGAAGAAAGAGAAACGAGAAAGCACCGGUGCAAAAGAAGACAAAAAACAUCAUAAGUCCUCUGACAAACACAGAUAAUGUGUUCCUGUGUGGUGGGGGGUCGAGGCUUCUCACUUUUCAGAAUUCCUUCCUUUGGCCUGCGACACCGAUGGGGUAGCCUUGGUCUCCAGGGAGUUCUUUUUUCUUCUCCCCACCAUGCGGCAGUCUUACUGCUUUUCCCUGUCAUCGUGUGAGAGGAUUUCUGUGCAUAUACACACACACACACCAACACAAACCCACCCAAACACACACACACACACACACACACACACACACACACACACACACACAGAGCCACCCUUUGCCUGCAUUAAGUACUCAUAGUGUUGCCUAGACAAAAGUCGUAGUUCGUAUUUUAACCAGCGUUCUCCUUGUGUAUUUUCAGUAAACUUGCUGAAAGGUCAAUUCUUUUAAAUAUUAGCACAAUGUGCUGCUGAUGUCAUACAUGGGUGUACUCUUGAGUAUGUGGUGUUGCUUUCCAGACAUGCCUGCAUUUGUAUCAUUUCCUCCUCACCACGUUAUUUUUUUAUAUUACGGUGAAGUUUAAACAAGUCAACAUGUCAACUCAGUUUGGAUUUUAUUUAUUUUUUUCUUUGACAUUUUAGCUGUGAGUGGGAAGUUAAGGCACCGGUGUUUGAGACAGUACCAAUGGUUUAUUUGUAUAUUAUGUGUACAUAAAUAAAAAUGGUUACAUGUUAUGAGCCAUCACUGUUACUUUAAUUUGUCACUUGCUUCAAUUCUUUUUUCUUUUUUUUUUUUUCUUCUCAAAAUCAAGUUUUUAAAAGAUUUGUACAAAAAUGGCAACGUGGAUUUCACACAAACAGAUUAUAAAUUAGGAGGCAUCUGAACUACUUUUUGGAGUUUUUAAUCUGCUGUAUUCAAGUGUAUGCUUUUUUCUAAAUAAAGAUAGUUUUCAUAGUGGAA
Sardina pilchardus (European sardine) is the source of this 5630-nucleotide messenger RNA. It is a transcript of the gene thoc2, whose product is annotated as THO complex 2. Gene Ontology annotation, cellular component: THO complex part of transcription export complex. Gene Ontology annotation, molecular function: mRNA binding. Gene Ontology annotation, biological process: mRNA export from nucleus; mRNA processing. NCBI's taxonomy places the organism in Eukaryota, Metazoa, Chordata, Actinopteri, Clupeiformes, Clupeidae. The record is from RefSeq and is a predicted model, not a curated record. The transcript is spliced from 39 exons. Bases 30 to 4745 code for a protein of 1571 amino acids.